AUUCCACACAGGAAGGUCACACCAUCCCCCACCAUCAUCAGGGUGAAGAUCUGAUGAUCGUAAAAGUUGAGUGUGACGUAGAAGAGACGUAUGUGAGGGAUGAUCAGCAAUAUACGAAGGAGGCUGGAAUGACGAGGACAUUCAUAGAGGAGGACACUCCUAGAGAGAAUAGCACAGGUGACCCGUAAUAUAUUCUUCUCUUAUCUCUGCUCUGUUACUGCUCACUGAUUGGGCAGAAUCUGAGUGGUAUCAGCAAAUGUCUUCUCUCGGAGGAGGUCCAAAGGCCGUUUGACUAAAGAGGGGAAGAGUCCCAGCUGGUUGGGACCUCCACAGAGAACAUCUCCUCACUCAUAUCUACCUGAUCCAGAUGGAAUCUUGAUGGAAGUGAACUAACCCUCUCAGAUAUAUUGAUGAUGUUUUUCUAUUUUUCCAGGACACGCCAUGGAGAAACCCUCAAAGGAUCGUCUCACUUUAUCUCCAGGUUGUAAAAUUGAAGAUGAGGACAUCACAGGAGAUUGUGGAGGAGAAAAGACAAUGAGCUCCACUAUGGAUGGAGGACUUCACAGUGCGGAUAGACCAUGGAAUCCCUCUGACUCUGAGCAACCUCAAACUGUGGUGGGUGGGGCCGGAAUUGAGGGGGAGGAGACAUUUCCCUGCCCUGAAUGUGGGGAAACUUUUAGCUCCAAUCUUAGUGUACUUCAGAGAUCCCUCACAGGAGAGAAGCUUAAUUUCUUCCCUGAGUGCGGGAAAUGUAAUCCACAGAUAUCAGACCUUGUUACACAUCAAAGAUCUCACCCAGGAGAGAAGUCGUAUUCCUGUUCCGAAUGCGGGAAAUGUUUUUCUUGCAAAUCAAAACUGGACAUACAUUACAGAAAUCACACGGGGGAGAAGCCGUAUCCCUGCCCUGAGUGCGGGAAAGUUUUUUCACGGAAAUCCAGUCUUUCUGUUCAUCUGAGAUUGCACACUGGUGAGAAACCGCAUUCCUGUUCUGAAUGUGGCAAGAGUUAUACACAGAAAUAUGAACUUGUUUUACAUCAAAGAUCCCACACGGGUGAGAGGCCAUAUUCCUGCUUUGAGUGCGGGAAAUGUUUCUCAGAUAAGAACAGUCUUUCCAGGCAUCAGAUUUCACACACGGGUGAGAAGUUGUAUUCCUGCCCUGAGUGUGGAAAAUGUUUUGCACGGAGGCCCGAUCUGUCCAGACAUCUGAGGUGGCACACGGGUGAGAAGCCGUAUCCCUGCCCUGAUUGCGGAAAAUGUUUUCCGCGGAAAUCUGGACUUGCUGUUCAUCAGAGAUCUCACACAGGGGUUUGUCCAUAUUCCUGCGCUGAGUGUGGAAAACUAUUUGCAGAGAAGAGCAGUCUUUCCAGACAUCAGAGAUUGCACACGGGCGAGAACGUGCAUACCUGCUUCGAGUGCGGGAAAUAUUUCCCCCGAAAAUCAGACCUUGUUGUACAUCAAAGAUCUCACACGGGUGAGAAGCCGUAUUCCUGCCCUGAGUGCGGGAAACUAUUUUCAGAGAAGGGCAGUCUUUCCAGACAUCAGAUAUUGCACACGGGCGAGAACGUGCAUACCUGCUUCGAGUGCGGAAAAUAUUUCCCCCGAAAAUCGGACCUCGUCGUACAUCAAAGAUCUCACACGGGUGAGAAGCCGUAUUCCUGCCCUGAGUGCGGGAAAUGUUUUACACAAAAGUCUCAUCUUCCCAAACAUCAGAGAACCCACACAACCCUCAAAGUCAAUUAGUGUCCUGAGUGUGGGAAAUGUCUUCUAUAUGGAUCAUAUUUUGCUGUACAUCAGAGAUCUCACACUGGGAACUGGUGACACCCACCAGAGAGGUGACAGGGCCAUCAGGGGGGGCAACCACGUGUAGGGGGUCCUGGCGUCACUAGCAGUGUUGCCAAUGUUCUGUGGCUCAGCCACUGUAGUCCUGCCUCCCGUCCGCCACUAGCAGCAUUAGUGGUUGGGUGCUGGGGCGCCACCUGGCGUCUAGCAACCAACCACGUAGUAGGUCCGCCCCAAGCAUUCAGUUAACGGAACUUCCUCCUCCAGACCUGGCUGAUGCACUGUGUUCCCGAGCCCGCCAAAUCCCACCCAUUGAGUCCCGCCCACUAAGUCCCACACACAGAGUUUAAGCUACUGGGUCCCAGCUCCCAUCCAACCCUUGGUAAGGUAAUUCAACAUGUGGGACCUCUAAUGAUGGGGACACUGAUGGAGGACCUCUAAUUAUGGGGACACUGAUGGAGGACCUCUAAUUAUGGGGACACUGA
This is a messenger RNA of Rana temporaria (common frog), 2264 nucleotides long. RefSeq names its product oocyte zinc finger protein XlCOF6.1-like. Gene Ontology annotation, cellular component: nucleus. The record is from RefSeq and is a predicted model, not a curated record. Gene Ontology annotation, biological process: regulation of transcription by RNA polymerase II. The coding region runs from base 442 to 1740 and encodes 432 amino acids. NCBI's taxonomy places the organism in Eukaryota, Metazoa, Chordata, Amphibia, Anura, Ranidae. Gene Ontology annotation, molecular function: RNA polymerase II cis-regulatory region sequence-specific DNA binding; DNA-binding transcription activator activity, RNA polymerase II-specific. The transcript has 2 exons.